CAUGCGAACAUCUGUUUGGCGAGGCUUCCAUUGGCGGAACCACUUCCAAAUCGCUCUCGCCGAAUUCCAGGCCCUGCGUCAACUCCAACGCCGUCGCUUUGGCUUCGCUCGGUGGAUUAUUUUCAGAGACCUUUCAGUGCAGGUUCAGUCGUGUUCGUAACGUCGUCGAGUUGAAACCGCAAGAGCCAGGGCAGAUCCACACAGCCAUCUAAGCAGCAGUAGCAGCAGCGGCAGAGCAGGGAGCAGAGAGCAUCGGUUCAGUUUUAAAAACGGAAGUCGUCUAAUCCAAUUUGGCCUAUGACAAUACAAACGCACUUUCUUCGCUACGCAUUAUCCAGGUGCGUGUGCGUAUAGAGAGCGAGAGAGAGAGAGCACGAGCGAGCGAGAGGCGAAAUAUUAAAUUUAAAGACAAGGCGCGUGUGUGUGUGACCCAUGAAAAGUUGUUAAGUAAAAGCAACGCCAAUCGCCGAGUUUCGAGAAUAGAUAAACCAAUAGAUACGUGCGCGUGUUUAAUUUGUAUUUUUGGCACUUUGGUUCGGCAAACAGCAAAAGCAUUUCCCUAUGAUUGGCUCAUUCUGGAAUCUGUGCAGAGCGUGCCCAUCAAUGCCGGUAGACAAGCAGCUCCACUCGGAGUAUCGGAGCACUUAUCGUUGGCAUGAAUUUACGGGCAACUCGCGGCCAGAGGUUGUGCGACGGGCGCCAGCCCCAAACCCAAGUCAAUUUGUUGGACCGACAAAUGAGCCGCCAUUGCCGCGACGGAAAAAAUGUCCAGAACUAGCAUAUAAAUCGCACGAGUUUAUUAUAGGAUCGGAAUAUACAGAUGCACGCCGAGAUGCCAGUGCACAUCGUUUGGCAAGAUCGGAGGAGCGGGGUGGCACGCCGUCGCGCCGCAGCAAAUCGGAGGGACCACCCGUCGUGCCCAAUGGACGUGCGUAUCCCAUUGCAACGGAGAUCGACGGAACCACAAGAAAACAGGCGGGUGAGUCAAAUGGGCUAUUGAAAAAGACCAUCUCUAAGUUGAGCACUGAGUACCGCCUGCAAUUCGUUUGGCCCACUGUCCGACGGAUUAAGGGCGGCGGCGAGGCGUCUAGGGCCGCUGCCGGCGACUAUCCGAGAAAGUCCAUAUCGCUGGGCGCCCUUCGGUCCGGCGGCCAGAGCCACAGUCACACCCAAAACCAGAGUCAGAGUCUGACCCAGACCCAGAAUGGUCACACACAUCACACGAUGAUGGGUGGCGGUGCCGGCCUGCCCACGGUGCAUAAAAAACGAACAACAAAUCAGAAAGAAGCUACUCUACAUGAGUUGGAGCCCUUGGUUAGCGAUACGGAUGAUAGAAAAACGCACGAGAAACAAGUGACCAUUGUGGAGCGCAAGACCACCUCGCGCCCCUUCUCGCAGGCCAUCGACCAGGAGCGCCUGAACCACUUCAUCACGAAAAAGGAGAACUUCGGCUUCGCCGACGCCGCCGUGGCCGCCGCAGCCCUCAAGGACGAGGUGGACAACCGGCAGCAGGCCGCCGAAUCCGGCCAGGUGGUGGUCAUGAACGGCUCCGCCCCGCCGCACUCUAAACCGAAUUUGGAUCUGUGGUUCAAGGAGAUGGUUGAGCUGCGCAAAAAGGCCGGCGAAUACAAGUGUCGCGGCUGGGGCAUAGAAAUCGAUCCGGAGCUGUACAAGAAACAGAAGGAUCUGUGGGAUCAGGUUUCAAAGCGCAGCUCACUCUCAGCACUUUCCCUAGCUUCGUCUGUUCAUAGACCCAUUACAAAGGAGGAGAAGGAACAGGAGAACAAUAAGAAAUCCACGCCAUUGCAAAAGGCCCUGAAGCCACGCGUUCCUGGCCAAGCCUUUUUGAUUGAUAAUAAGGAUGAGAUUUCAGCACUGCCAGCACGCUUUAGCAAUAUACGUCAUCACCUUGAACGCACCACAGGUCCGGAUGUGGAGGAGGGCGCUUUGUUGCCCUCGCCAACGCGCGAGAAGCUGAUGCCGGCCAUAACCAAGCGGGAAUCUGAGUCCCAGCGCGGCAGUCCCAAGAAGACCGCCUUGUCCAGGCACGGAUCGCCCCAGAAGGGCAGUCCUCAGAAGGGCAGCCCCAAGAAGGUCCUCAAAACCCGGUCGCAAUCGGCGGGCCCGGGCGUUGCCGAGAAUGAGUCACCGAAGCGCCAGAUCCGGUCGGCGAGUCAGGCGCCCAGCAGCCGCAAAAAGACGCCGACAACCGGAAGCGGAAGCGAGCGCAAGGCACGCCCAUCCACCCUAUCCACAACAUUCCAAUCCCGCAUUAAAAGUAGUUCCCUGCCACCGCCCAACGGUAGAGUAGCCUCAGCGCCGCCAGCAACUGCAGCAGCAGCAGCCGCAGCCCGAGCAGCAACCGCAGCAGCAUCUGCAGCUAAAUCAGCAUCAAACGCUAAUCAGCCUCAUGCUAAUCAAUCACAAUCAUCACAAGCCAAGAGCGGCGGCGGCAAAAUUCUAAAACCACCGGCAACAUCCGCCCUACAGCAGCAGCAGCCGCAGCAACAGCAAAUGCGUAAGAAAGACAAAGAUAGAUCGAAUAGUAGUUGCAUUGGCAGUGGUAGUCACGUUGGUGCUGGUAGCGGUAGUCAAGCGAAUAGUGUCAAGCAUCUGCAGAACAAGCAAAGGCAACAACAACUACAGCAGCAACAGCAACAGCAAAAGCAACAACAACAACAGCAACCGCAGCAGCAACACGAUGUUGCAGCAGCAGCAGCAACUGCGACUGCAGCAGCAGUAGCAGCAGCAUCGGCUCAAAACCCCGCCCGGCCUGCAACCAUCAACAUCAAACGGCUCUCGGUACCAGGUCAGGAUAGAAAAUUGGCUGAAAACGAUGGCGAGGAUGGUCGUGAGACUGCCAUUUCCAUUUCCAGCUGCAGCCCCCAGCCUCCAGUGCCGGAAGUGCCUGAGGAGCCCCUGGUGAAGUCCCCACCAGAACCGACCCGGGUCAAGUCCCCGGAGCAGAUCAUAAUGCGCUCUCCCGAUCCAGUCAACUGGACGGUGCCCCUAGACACUGGCAAAACCUUUACGGUCACGCAGAAUGUCAAAGAUGGGGAGAACUACAGCCGACCUCAGAGCGAGAUUAAAGCGUCGACACCGGUGGAGAAGCCCCCACCGCCACCACAAUCGGCACCGCCACAACUAACCGAACAGGCUAAAAUGGACGCCUGGAAGUCCUGCAGUCCAACCACCAGUGCCGCGCUCUACGGCAAAACGCUGACGCCCCACGCCACGCCCACCGGCCAGCCGGGCGGGGCGGUGCGCUGCACUGCCGCCCAGGACCAGCCGCCCCAGCAGCCGGAUCCUGCGAUGUCGUCCUCCUCGUCGACAGGCACGGCCUCCACCGCGCGCACCACUGCCGCCGAGGUCCUGGAGAAGGCUCGCGACCGCUUCGAUCGAUUCUGGGGCAGCAGCGCCAGCAAGGAGGAGAGCGUCUAGAUUGCGCACCCUAGGUCCUAGAUCAGGUACUCAGUGCUUUCAAGUGCAAAAUGUAUUCCCCGGGCAGCUAGUUGGCCCUCGAAGGCAAGCAAUUAUGAUACGUAAUAGACGUUAUGCAAUACCUAACCAUAUACACCAUCUAUCCUAUGAAGAGCCUGAUUCCACGGCGACUCAUUUUCCAGUCCAAUUUCUCAAUGCUUCAAAAGCCACUAGUCAAAACCAGAUUUGAUCUUUUAAUUUGCGCUUAAAUUCUUUAAAUUAAACUGUUAUAAAGUUAGAAACUGGUUUCCAUUAAUGUGUGAAAAAGUAUAUCCAAAUUUAAUUUUCUUGAAAUCAUUAAAAUUAAAGAUCUGGAAAUAUAUAAAACUGAACAUUUUUCGUCAGCCUAAGAAAGAUGAAUAUUUUUUAUGAAAAUAAGUUAAACCUUUGUAGGCGUAAGGUUGGGUGAAAAGUUUUGAAAUUCUACUGAGAAAAUUAUGAAAAAUGCGUCGUCAUAAAAACAGGAUUUAAGAAAAGUCCCGUUUCGACUUGGCUUGAACUUGAUCCUAAAGUUAAAUUCGCUUUUGGUUUCCUAGUUAAAGUGCUGCAAGCAAGUAAAUUCAGGCCAAACGUCAUCUAACGACACGAGCAAUACACCAAAAAUGUAUUUGUGUAAGACACUUUCACUGCCUCUACCCAAUCAGAAGACAAAAGCAAACCAACGUUGUAUGAUUUGCAAUUGACCCAGAGAACUUUGCAAUACUUCGACAUCAUCCAGUCAUAAGAGAAUAAAUAUUUAAAUGGGACAACAUCACCGCAAAGACCCGUCCAAAAAGUGAGGCCGUUCGACAGGAGAUAUACUCACAUUUUUGUAACUUUCAUUAGUUGAGCAACCAAGCCGUAUAUUUGGGUAAUGCAUAAGGUGAUCUGAGCUAAACCGCUGAUCCGUCAAAUACCAAAAGUUGAUAAUAGAUUUUGCACAUGAAUUACAAAGGGAAAAACAAAUACGACAACAUGAUGUUAGGUAUAAUUUAAGAUACAUUUUGGCUAGUAAAAACGUAAGGCAAAUGAUGGUUAGAACAAAGCAACACCAAACAGAAAACACCAGUAAACAUACUAAUACCACACAGAAAAUGCAAAAAAUGAGAUUAUGCUUUGAAAAGCUGUGAAACUAGUUUCAGACAUGCCUAUAUUUCUUAAAUAACUACUACGUGAAUGUGAAAAUAGUUGAGAAACAACAAGGAAAUAAAAUGAUCAAACAAGUGGAUAGACCUAAUCGAUUUAAUCAUGUUUUGAGUAAAGUUAGCGCUAAAAUGAUUAAGACAAAUGCUUCCCGAAGGGCAAUAGCUUUGCGAAAGUUGAUGUAAUUUGUACAAGCAUUUUGUUGGAUUCUGUUCUUCAUAUCUCUCAGUGUAGACAGUGUUUCAGUACAAACGUAUUACCAAUUAAAACUCAGUUUGGCAGAAACUUUUCCUUUCCGUAAGUGAAAUGCUUGAAUGUUAAACACUCUAAGAAAUAAAAAAAGACAAAAUCGUGUAAGCUGAAGUUAAAAUUUCAUUACCCAUAAGUUGUGUGAUUAACUUCAAUAUUGAGCUUAAUUGUUGCUUGCCUAUAUAUAUUUUAAUAUAAAACUCAAAAUAACAAAACAAAAAAAUGAAGAAGGGAGAGAACGCCACUUCUAUGGUAUUUAUUGAACAGUUGAGUAUUUUUUAUAUGUUUUUCAUGAACGGACCCGUUUGUUAGUUGAAAUCGAUGAGUUAAUCACUGAAUCUUAUAAAUAGUUACCAAUUAUAAUGCAUAUUAUCAAGUGCCCCUGACAGAAAUUGUUUAUUACGCUCAGUCCUGGUAUUGUCACCGAUUCGAUCCAGUCAAACGCAUUAGUUAGAAAUAAAUAAUAAGAACAACUAACUAAACUCCGGCAAUCUCUACAACCCCCAAAAAAGAUUAAAUGCAACAAACAGGAAAUGCACACUCACAUACACAAGAAAACUAUAUUUCCAGUUACAGUUUGAUAAAAAACAAAACUAACACAACUGAAUGGUAGACUCUUGAACUCAUUUAGUUUUAAAUAUCGUACUUAACAAAUUUUAGGCAACUUUAAUAUGAAUCUACUUAAGAACGAACUUGAUAUAUAUUCUAGCUUGUUUACAAAAGGAUACGAAAGGUUAAUAAGGCAGAAAAGGAAACCAUAACAAAUUAUACUCCCAAAACGAUUCCAAAAUAGGCGCACGAGAAAGGCUUUUUCUUCAAAAUCAAUGAAAAGGAAAAACCCACUUUUAUAAACACUUAUAUGAAAGUCAAAACAAUAAAUACUUUCCAUUUUCGGUUCACCAAAGCAAAAUAUUAAAUGACACCAAUCAAUUAAACAAAUUUUAAAGAUUGACUUUCACGCCUAAAUGCGCCUACAAUUUUAAUGAAUUAAAAGAAAGCCUCAUAUAAAAUACGAAAAAAUCAAUAACAAUACAACCAAAUUGAUAAUUUUUCCGAAUUGUCAUAAAGGCACACCAAAUAGCCUUCAUAGAAAUGCUAACACCAUAUAAAAUAAUUAUAAAUAAACUUUGAGAAAAGUGGCCGAAUCAUAUGAAAGAGGACUAAAUGAAAAAAUAAAAUAGAAACCGAAAAACAAGUGAUGGUAAAAUGAUUAUAACAUUGUACGAAUCGAAUAAAUGAAAAAUGCAUAUAAACGUUUUAAAA
Molecule: messenger RNA, 6114 nt
Organism: Drosophila biarmipes
Lineage: Eukaryota; Metazoa; Arthropoda; Insecta; Diptera; Drosophilidae
Product: AF4/FMR2 family member lilli
Exons: 16
Coding region: 562-3441 (959 amino acids)
Biological process (GO): negative regulation of centriole replication
Molecular function (GO): microtubule binding
Source: RefSeq, a predicted model, not a curated record